UACAAUAAUAAAAUACGUGAUGCGAUCAAAGUGAAAAAGCCACUGAAAGAGUGAAACAGCAUUUGUGUGGGUUACACCUGCAGUUUGAAUCCCAAUGAGAGCGCAGAUGAGUUCACCUUGUUAAGAGUGACCUGACCUCAGCCUCUCCCGCCGGCACACUGCAGUGACAGGCCCAGGCCCAGGACACAGUGAACCACUGAGCCCUCGUGUAUCAUGGCUGCCAACCAACAGAGAGCCAGAGCUCAGGGCAAUGCAACAGAGGGGAACAUAACUGAGCCCAGGACUACUGAGAAAAAAUGCUCAUGGGCCUCCUACAUGACCAACUCACCCACUGUGAUUGUGAUGAUUGGCCUACCUGCCAGGGGGAAGACCUACAUGUCCAAGAAGCUGACUCGCUACCUCAACUGGAUAGGAGUGCCAACCCGGGUGUUCAACCUCGGAGUCUACAGGAGAGAAGCCGUGAAGUCAUACAAGUCCUAUGACUUCUUUAGACAUGACAAUGAGGAGGCCAUGACGAUCAGAAAACAGUGUGCUGUUGUGGCACUGCAGGAUGUCAAGGCCUAUCUGAAUGAAGAAGGAGGCCAGAUUGCUGUUUUUGAUGCCACCAACACCACCAGAGAAAGGAGGGAACUGAUUCUCAGAGUAGCUGAAGACAAUGCUUACAAGGUGUUCUUUGUAGAAUCUGUAUGUGACGAUCCCGAUGUCAUAGCUGAAAAUAUUCUGGAUGUGAAGGUGUCCAGUCCAGACUACCCAACGAGAGACAGAGAGAGUGUGAUGGAAGAUUUCCUGAAAAGGAUAGAAUGUUACAAAGUUACUUACCAGACAUUAGACCCUGAUGAAUAUGAUAAGGACCUGUCCUUCAUACAGGUCAUCGACGUGGGACGCCGUUUCCUGGUCAACCGGGUGCAGGACUACAUCCAGAGCAAGAUCGUUUACUACCUCAUGAACAUCCACGUGCACUCCCACUCCAUCUACCUGUGUCGCCACGGCGAGAGUGACUACAAUUUGGAGGGGCGUAUCGGGGGUGAUUCUGAGCUUUCUGCCAGAGGGAAACAGUUUUCUGCAGCUCUGAAGGACUUUGUUGAGGAACAUGGUCUGUCUGAUCUGAAGGUGUGGACCAGCCAGCUGAGAAGGACCAUCCAGACUGCUGAGGAGCUGGGCAUUCCCUACGAGCAGUGGAAGAUCCUCAAUGAGAUAGAUGCUGGUGUAUGUGAGGAGAUGAGCUAUGACAUGAUAAAGCAAACCUACCCUGAAGAGUUUGCUAUGAGGGACCAGGACAAAUACCAUUACCGCUACCCAGGAGGAGAGUCCUACCAGGACCUGGUACAGCGACUGGAGCCUGUCAUUAUGGAGCUGGAGCGUCAAGGCAACGUGCUGGUCAUCUGUCAUCAGGCUGUUAUGCGCUGUCUUCUGGCUUACUUCCUGGACAAAAAUGCAGAUGACCUGCCCUACAUGAAGUGCCCCCUUCACACAGUCAUAAAGCUCACCCCAGUGGCUUAUGGCUGCAAGGUAGACAUGUUUGAUCUGGGGGUGGAGGCUGUUAACACACACAGAGAGAGACCACUAGAUAAAGUCCAUACAGAUGUCCGCCUGCCCGCCUUUCUCAGAUGGAACAGUUUCACCCCCCUCUCCAGCCACGACCAGGUCAAGCGCCCACGCCUUUACAGCGCUGGCAACCCCUCCCAGCCACAGAAGGCCCUGGCCCCCUCUCUGUUCAGCAUGCCGUUCCCAGAGGCAUCCGAGGGGGAGGAGAUGCUGCAGAGCCAAGAGUCUGUUAACUACUUCAGCCCCGGAGACACAGGUGAUGGUGUCGACAGUUAAAGAAGAUUUGUAAAAAUGGACCUGUCAUCUACAUUUACUCAUUUAGCAGACGCUCUUACCCAGAGCGACUUACAGUAAGUACAGGGACAAUUAGGGUGAAGUGCCUUGCCCAAGGACACAACGUCAUUUCGCGGCAACCUUCUGAUUAAUAGCCCGGUUCCCUAACCGCUCAGCCAUCUGAAUCCCUUCAGCUUCCUAUCUAAUACCAGUUAGAUUGCUUUGAUUCCCCCUCCUCUCCAAAGGGAGUUGUCAAGUGUCUGAGGCCCUUGUAAACAAAUUAUUGCAUUGCUAUUUACAGUAGAUUGUCAAGUGUAAUGGAAGAAGCAAGUCACUGCCUCUGAUUAUGGCCAUGUAGCUAGCGUUUCUUUUAUCAUAUUGUGUCAAUGCCUGUGCAUCUGUGUGUAUUAGCACCAACAUACCUAGCACAAAAGUCAAUGUUAAAUUCACUGUACACCGAAAUACAGUAUAUGUCAAAUGUACUGUCUGAAAGUGUCUAACUUGUAAAUGUGUUGUGAAUGUUGCAUUGAAAUAGUUGAUUUUACAACAAAUGAUAAGUUAAGGUUCUGCUUUAGGAGAAAAAUAUCAACACUUGUUUUCAAUCCAUAUGACCUCAUUUGCUUCUGAUGUGCAGAAGCAUAGUUCCAGUGAAUCAUUCAGACCCAAAAGUGCUGGCAAACAUUUCUGGAUUUCUGCAAUGUGGCCUAGGCCAUACUAAGAGGUUACCUCAGUCUGAACUCUUUCUACAGAUGACAGUUUUACUAGUUAUCUUACAGUCCUACACAUCUUACAGUCUUUGGCCUUAUUGCUUAAUUAAUGCCCACCUUAAAGAGUCUUCUAUUAGAAGCCACAUGACAUCUUAGAUUAACCUCCAAUCAUAAUACAUUCUCAGGUGUAUCUGAACUACAGAUGUAGAGUAGUCGCUCUCUUCCGUUAUAUCACAACUUUUGGCACUUGGGACCUCCUCACUGCAUUCCGUUUUUCCUCAGUCAUGGGCUUCAAUGUUGUGUACUCUGAAUCCAUCGGAUUCCAUCGGCACUGCUUCAUGUUAUUUUUUUGACAGGACAGUAUGUGUGCAACACUGUGUAUUUUUGAAUGCAGCUCAACUGGCAACAUAGGGUAGGAAUAAAUUAUACAACAGAGUGGCUCUGAUACGGGUGGCCACUAUUUCUUAUUCUGAUAUUUUUAUAUUUCAACAUUGAAAGAUAAUGUUAAAUGUUUUAAUGCAUAUUUAUUGGCAAAUUAUGUAUUUUUGUUUUAUUUUUGUUAUAUAUCAACAAUGUAUGGUAUUUGUAUGGUUGUAAUUACUUCUAACAAACAGGUUUUCUUUGAGAAAGUGCUAUGGUCUGACUGCUCAUUCUACUCUCACUCAUAUGAUACUGUACUUGGCUUUGAUGUUUUUUUUUUAAUUAUUAUUAUUGAGAAUCACAAGGAAAAUAUGUAACAGACACUUUGUUAUGAUAUUUUAAAAUCCCAAGACUAUUAUUUACUGUAUAUUUUACACUUAAUAAAUAACGUUCAAUUUUU
Messenger RNA from Osmerus eperlanus (European smelt), 3345 nucleotides. RefSeq names its product 6-phosphofructo-2-kinase/fructose-2,6-bisphosphatase 2-like. Gene Ontology annotation, molecular function: fructose-2,6-bisphosphate 2-phosphatase activity; 6-phosphofructo-2-kinase activity; ATP binding. Gene Ontology annotation, biological process: fructose metabolic process; fructose 2,6-bisphosphate metabolic process. Gene Ontology annotation, cellular component: cytosol. NCBI's taxonomy places the organism in Eukaryota, Metazoa, Chordata, Actinopteri, Osmeriformes, Osmeridae. The transcript is spliced from 16 exons. The record is from RefSeq and is a predicted model, not a curated record. The coding region runs from base 214 to 1821 and encodes 535 amino acids.